Messenger RNA from Myotis davidii, 2108 nucleotides. RefSeq names its product arachidonate 12-lipoxygenase, 12R type (gene ALOX12B). Gene Ontology annotation, biological process: linoleic acid metabolic process; lipid oxidation. Gene Ontology annotation, molecular function: arachidonate 12(S)-lipoxygenase activity; iron ion binding; protein binding. The transcript has 13 exons. The record is from RefSeq and is a predicted model, not a curated record. NCBI's taxonomy places the organism in Eukaryota, Metazoa, Chordata, Mammalia, Chiroptera, Vespertilionidae. Bases 176 to 2005 code for a protein of 609 amino acids. Gene Ontology annotation, cellular component: perinuclear region of cytoplasm.
UCCUGCCGCCGAGGGCAGCAGCUUCGCCAGGAUCUGGGCUGCGGGGGGCCGGUCCUCCUUGCCUCGCCUGGCCACCUCGGGAGGCUGGCCUGUCCACUCCUCUCUGUCUGGCUUCCCCGCGCAGCUCUCCACAGUGUUUGGGAUUCAGCUCCCCCCCGCCUCCUGAAGAGCAGCCAUGGCCACCUACAAAGUCAAGGUGGCCACUGGUGACGACUUCUUGUCAGGGACAAUGGACUCCAUCUCACUGACCAUUGUGGGGACCGAAGGGGAGAGCCACAAGCAGCGGCUGAACCACUUUGGGAGAGACUUUGCAACCGGGGCGGUGGAUGAGUACACCGUGCAGUGCCAGCAGGACCUGGGGGAGCUCAUCAUCAUCCGCCUGCACAAGGAGCGGUACUCCUUCUUUCCUAAGAACCCCUGGUACUGCAACUACGUGCAGAUCUGUGCACCCAACGGCCGCAUCUACCACUUCCCCGCCUACCAGUGGAUGGAUGGCUACGAGACCCUGGCUCUGCGGGAGGCGACAGGAAAGACAACAGCCGACGACUGCCUCCCAAUCCUCCUGGAGCACCGCAGGGAGGAGAUCCGAGCCAAACAGGACUUCUACCGCUGGAGGGUCUUCGUGCCCGGCCUGCCCAACUACGUGCACAUCCCCAGUUACCGCCCUCCUGCCCGGAGAAACCCCAACCGGCCUGAGUGGAACGGCCAUAUCCCCGGCUUCCCGAUCCUCAUCAACUUCAAGGCCACCAGGUUCCUGGACUUAAAUCUGCGCUACUCCUUCAUCAAGACUGCCUCCUUCUUUUUCCGCCUGGGGCCCAUGGCGCUGAGGUUCAAACUCCGAGGCUUCGUGGACUGCAAACGGUCGUGGAAGAGACUGAAGGACAUUAAGAAAGUUUUCCCUGCCUACAAGACGACCGUCUCCGAAUACGUGGCCGAGCACUGGGCAGAGGACAGCUUCUUUGGGUACCAGUACCUCAACGGCAUCAACCCCAGCGUGAUCCGCCGCUGCACGCGGAUUCCAGACAAGUUCCCCGUCACAGACGACAUGGUGGCCCCGUUCCUGGGCGAAGGAACGUGCCUGCAAGCGGAGCUGGAGAAGGGGAACAUCUACCUGGCCGACUACAGGAUCCUGGAGGGCAUCCCCACGGUGGAGCUCAACGGCCAGAAGCAGCACCAGUGCGCCCCCCUCUGCCUGCUGCACUUGAACGCGGAAGGGAACUUGAUGCCCAUCGCCAUCCAGCUCAGCCAGACCCCUGGGCCCAACUGCCCCAUCUUCCUGCCCAACGACUCUGAGUGGGACUGGCUGCUGGCCAAGACGUGGGUGCGCAACGCUGAGUUCUACUACCACGAGGCCAUCGCCCACCUGCUGGGGUCCCACCUCAUCGGCGAGGCCUUCUGCCUGGCCGUGCUGAGGCAGCUGCCCAUGUGCCACCCCCUCUACAAGCUCCUGGUCCCCCACACCCGAUACACCAUCCAGAUCAACAGCAUUGGACGGGCCAUCCUCCUCAAUGAGGGGGGGCUCACUGCCAGGGCCACGUCCCUGGGCCUGAAGGGCAUUGCUGAGUUGAUGGCCCGGUAUCUGUCAGAGAUGACCUAUGAGAGCUGCUACCCCCCCAAUGACUUUGUGGAGCGCGGGGUGCAGGACCUGCCGGGAUAUUAUUACCGUGAUGACUGCCUGGCAGUGUGGGAUGCCCUGGAGAGGUAUGUGACAGAGAUCAUCACCUACUAUUACCCGUGUGACGCAGCUGUGGAGGGUGACCCGGAAUUGCAGUGCUGGGUGCAGGAGAUAUUCAAGGAGUGCCUACUAGGGCGUGAGAGCUCAGGUAUGGGCCCGGGCACCCGGCAGGGGUCCAGGGUGGUGGGGUGGGCCCUCCUGGCUGGCAUGGAGACCUUCCGCCAGCGCCUGGCCCAGAUCUCGCACAACAUCCGCCAGCGCAACAAGUGCCUGCCCAUCCCCUACUACUACCUGGACCCGGUGCUGAUCGAGAACAGCAUCUCCAUCUAGGACCGCCCGCCCCUCGCCCUCCCCGCCCCGCGCCCGGCUAUUUAAGAAAAUACAGACAACAUAAAACAAAAAAAACCCAAAAACCAAAAGACACUUCCCGCGC